UGUCAUCAGCGUUGGAUUCACACUGGGACACAGAGGACAGACAGGGAGGGUUGUGUCCGCUUCAGAGGAAGGAUUUGCUGUCGUUGUGGCCGACAUACAAGGCGUAAAUAUACUGUAAUUGCUGGAGCCUUUUUGGAAUAUCAGCAGCUCUGAGGAUUUUUGCUGGACUGGAAUAGGAUCAAAUCUCCCAAACCACCAAUCCUCCCUCAUGAGGAAAGAUGGGGAAUGGAUUGUCUGAACAACCUAGCUUCGUCUCAAACGUCUCAUUCUUCCAGUCGUUUCACAUCGCCAUCCUUGGCCUGGACUCUGCAGGCAAGACCACCGUUCUGUACAGACUGCAGUUCAAUGAGUUUGUGAACACGGUGCCCACCAAAGGUUUUAAUGCGGAGAAGGUGAGAGUGUCUCUGGGCGGCCACAGGUCUGUAACGUUCCACUUCUGGGAUGUAGGUGGCCAGGAGAAGCUACGCCCCCUGUGGAAGUCGUACACGCGAUGCACGGACGGCAUCAUAUUCGUGGUGGACUCUGUAGAUGCGGAGCGCAUGGAGGAGGCCAAAACGGAGCUCCAUAAAAUCGCCAAGACCUCUGAAAACCAGGGGGUGCCCCUGCUGGUGGUAGCCAACAAACAGGACUUGAGACACUCUUUGGGACUUGCUGAAAUUGAGAAAUUACUGGCUCUGAAAGAACUGGGCCCUGCAACUCCCUGGCACCUGCAGCCAACCUGCGCUAUCAUAGGCGAUGGACUAAAGGAGGGCUUGGAUAGACUCUAUGACAUGAUCCUUAAAAGGAGAAAGGUGCAGCGGCAGCAGAGGAAAAAGAGAUAGACUUGUUCUGAAAGACAAACAUGUGAAAGACUCGACUGUUCUUAUAUGUGAAGGAUAUUGUCCUGGGUGGAUAGAGGCAUCCGCUGCAGGUCCUGAUUCAAAGUGCUGAGUUUUAUCAGUGAAGAACAGAGAUUUAUGACUCCUGGUCUUGGUCUUGUGAUGAUGCUGUUGGUCAGAAAGUGACACUUAAAGGAAUAUAGUAUGAAGAUGAGAAAGUUUCAGACAUGUGUGGAUAUGAUAUACAAGGUUUAUAUGGAUUUAAACGCACUAAGGGUUCGGGGUCUGGAAGGGUGAUAGAAGUAAAGGAUGCUGUAUGUUUCAGAAAUGGCUGUUCCAAAUAAUAUCACCAAAACUACUUUGGGAAAAGGCUUUGACAAGUUGAAGGGUUAUUUGGUAAAUAUUGAAAAGUGUUUUAUUUCACUGUUUAAUAUGUAAUUAUUAUAUCUUAUUAUUCUUACACUGGACUUUCUUUGUGAAAGAAAAGUAUUAUCGUGCACUAUUGCAUUAUUAUCGACUUGCUUGCUGUCUUAUAUCAUUUUUUUAUAAGCACUUUAGAUUUCUACUUCAUAUGAAGUUUACAGUUUUUAAAUACAGCAUAUUGUGUUUGAUUCAACAGCAAUGUUUGGGGAAAAAUACAGAUGCUACUGUAGUUGGUCCAAUUUGACCACAUUGUCAUUAGACAAGUUGUGCAUUAUGUUUUGCUUAAUAAAGCAUUUAGAGCAAUGUGGCAGUAUGGAGGGUGUUAUUAUGUCAACUUUGUUGUUUAUGAGUUUAAAAAGGAGGUACUCAAAGAUGUCAAUGUGCCCUUUAAAAAAAGGCACUAAACCAGCAGUGUCCCCAGGGGAGCUGCUGUAUAGCUAACAUUAAACGUUGUGCUGUCACCCGUGUAUGUAAUGCAAAGGGUUACCGAGAAAAAAAACAUGCUCAGUCAACCUAUCCUUAAAAUGUCCUCAGUUUCAUUUUAAAGCAACAUGCUCGCUCAUGUUCACACAGAUACACACCCACAACCUGAAGGUCCAUGUAAAUGAUUUAUGGCAGGUGUGAAGAGCAGUAGUGUCUGUAAUGGAAACGUUGACAUUCCUUUACCGUAGAUUUAUUUCUCACAAAAAAUACACACUAAACUGGAACAAUUUGCAUAUUGUGUAAUGAGAAACAUGUACGCAUACAGAUGUUACACUGCUGCUGUCAGCCAUACAAAUACUUAAAAAUGACCCAAAGCUCUUCACCAUCGGCUGCUGCAGUGUAAAGGGUUAAGCGAUGUAUUCAUUCAUCACAGACAGAAUCAGGACUUGGAAAUGUUGUCAGGGCGGUCUGAAGACCAGACCCAGUGCAACUGGCUGGGGCAGGACACUGUGAAGCCAGGGGCAUUGCAGAGUAUUUUUGGACUAAGCUGGGUGGAUACGUAGCUCAGUGUUUUAACGCCAUUUGCUCUCCCAUUCCUUUGAAACAAUUAAUGACUGAAGCCCGACAGGCCCCUGCAGCAGCUGGCAUUCAAAAAAUAACUGUGAUUCAGAUUUGCACUGCUCACAGGCUGAAUGGCCAAACAUCCUCACCAUAUAAAUAUCUGUUCCAGUUAAAUGUGAUAAUUAUGGCCUUGAUUUUAGGUGUUGGUGCUGUAUCUCAGGGGGUCUAUUGCAUUUGAAAAUAAAAAAUACAUAUCCUUCGCA
Messenger RNA from Trematomus bernacchii (emerald rockcod), 2488 nucleotides. RefSeq names its product ADP-ribosylation factor-like 4aa (gene arl4aa). The transcript is spliced from 2 exons. Gene Ontology annotation, cellular component: cytoplasm. Gene Ontology annotation, molecular function: GTP binding; GTPase activity. Lineage: Eukaryota; Metazoa; Chordata; Actinopteri; Perciformes; Nototheniidae. The record is from RefSeq and is a predicted model, not a curated record. Gene Ontology annotation, biological process: intracellular protein transport; vesicle-mediated transport. Bases 219 to 821 code for a protein of 200 amino acids.